AUGGAGUCAGCAUAUCUUCAAAAGAUUCUUGGGACAUGUCUAACUGAAGGUCUUGCGGAAGUGGCAAGGAUGCGUCCAGUGGAUCCAAUAGAAUAUUUAGCACUGUGGAUUUACAAGUAUAAGAAAAAUGUGACCAUGGAGAAACAGAGACAAGACGAAAUGGUCCAACUGGAGCAUGAAAGAGAAGUAGCUCUGAUGGAGCAGGAGAUGAUGGAGAGACUUAAAGCAGAGCAGCUUCUCUUCCAGCAGCAACAGCUGGAAUUCCAACUGGAGUUGGAAGAGCAAGAAAAAGAGAGACAGAGAAUAGAAGAACUGCAGAGAGCUCAAGAACAAUUUGAGAAGGAGUUGAGAAUGAGCAUGGAAAAUAUGGCUAAGGGUGAGGAUACUGUACAUGGAGAGGAUGGAGCCAACUCAGGCAAAACACUAGCUGAAAUUAGUGAUCGAUACGGGGCACCAAACUUGAGCAGAGUGGAAGAACUCGACGAACCAAUGCUCUCUGAUGUUGCAUUAAACAUUGAUCAAGAUUUGUAG
Molecule: messenger RNA, 531 nt
Organism: Rangifer tarandus platyrhynchus (Svalbard reindeer)
Lineage: Eukaryota; Metazoa; Chordata; Mammalia; Artiodactyla; Cervidae
Source: the annotation of a GenBank genome assembly